CGCCUGUGGGUGGACAAGUACUCUCCCAAGAAGUUCAACGAGCUCCUUAGCGAGGACAAGGUGAACCGCGAGGUGCUGCACUGGAUCAAGGCUUGGGACGGCGUGGUUUUCAAGAAGGCGCCGCCCAAGCCCACCCAGUGGGAUCUCAAGCAGCAGCAGUUCGCGGCGCAGCACGGCGGCAGGGGCGGCAGGGGCGGGAACGACCGCGGCGGCAGGGGCGGCAGGGGCGGCAAACCCGCCGUGCUCACCACUCACGUCCCGCUAGACGAGGACGGGCGACCGGUGCACAAGGUUCUGCUGCUCACGGGUGGACCCGGCAUCGGUAAGACAACCCUCGCGCACGUCGCGGCGAAGCACGCCGGGUACAGGGUCGUCGAGGUGAACGCCUCGGACGACAGAAGCGCGGACGCUUUGCGGUCCAAGGUUACCGACGCGGUUCAGAUGCAACCCGUCAUCGGCGAUAAGCGGCCCAACCUGGUGGUCAUCGACGAGAUAGACGGGGCUUUGGGAGGCGCCGAGGGCAGGGGCGCGAUCCAGGCGCUGCUGAGCAUCAUAAACGGCGGCGGUAAGGGCAGCAGAGUGAGGCACGGCGACGAGAACGACGCGGGUGCGGACAACGACGCCGUCGGCAAGAAGACGAAGAGGAAGGGACCCGGUCCGCUGAUGCGACCCAUCAUCUGCAUCUGCAACGACCUCUACGCCCCCGCGCUCAGACCCCUGCGGGAGGUCGCCAAGAUCUUCCGCAUGGUCCCGCCCGCCAGCGCCAGGCUCAACCAGCGCCUCAGGGACGUUUGCGCUAAACAGACCCUCCGGGCGGACACCAGAGCCAUCAAUGCCCUCGCCGAGAAGUCGGAGGGAGACGUUCGCGCGUGCCUCAACGCCCUCCAGAUGAUCGCUCAGAAGGGCACGGACGCCGUGACCCUCCGCGACGUGAACGAAAAUGUGGGCGAAAAGGACAUGUCCAUGCAGGCGAGGAUGGUGUGGGAGUCGCUGCUCUCCGGCCACAUCGCCAACAAACGCACCCGCAAGCAGACCCGCCCUGAGCACACCAAGCACCUCUACUCGCAGGUGGCGUCCUUCGGCGACAACGAACUGAUGCUCAGCGGGCUGUUCGAGAACAUCAACAACCUUAGGCUCGGCGACACGUCCAUGGUCAAGUCCGCCAAGGCUCUUGACGCCAUGGUGGACGCCGACGUCUUUCAGGGUGCCGGGUUCAAGAAGGGUCACUUCCACCUGCAGCCGUACGUGGCUUCCGCCGCGAUGGGGGUGCACGCGUGCGUCAGCAACGCCCCGGCAGCCACCAACCUCGAAUGGCCACAGCAGGGUAAGAUGCACAGGGAGAUGGUCAAGAACAGGACGAUGCUCCGCGGGUGGGCGACUUCGAGCAAGCUCCUCGCCGCGUCGUCCGAUCAGACCCUCUGCGAGACGAUCCCGUACCUCCUGACCGCCAUUGCGCCCGAGGUUCGACCCGUCGCCGCCAACUUCCUCAGGCCCGAUGAGGCCAAACUCAUGCGCAACUCCGUCUCCACGAUGGUCGCGCACGGCCUGUCCUACGCGGCGCCGCCGGAGGGUGGCGUUCCGUUUGGGUCCUUCCGCGGCGCUCAGGCUUCGAUGGUCCUCGACCCGCCCGUGGACCGAGUUUGCGCCUUCGGCUCGGACAAAACCUUCGGCGGGGUGCCCCGCCGCGUCCUUCCCGCCGCCGUCAAGUCGAUGAUCCAGCACGAGGUUCGCAUGGAGGAGAUUCGCCGGGCCGAGUGCGCGGUGCACGGCCCGGGAACCCCGCCCGCGAAGCGCGAGCAGAAGACGCAGCUGAAGCAGGGGGGCGUCGGCGGAUCAGAGGAGCACAAGGAAGCUGCGGCGAAGCGCCUGGCGAUGGCGAUGGGGGGCAUCGGGUCGAGGAAGGAUCCGAAGAAAUUGAAGAAGGAGGGCGAGAGGGUGGACGUGGUGUACAAGUACAACGAAGGGUUCACGAACGCGGUGCGUCGCACCGUGUAUAUGCGCGACCUG
This is a messenger RNA of Micromonas commoda, 2007 nucleotides long. RefSeq lists its product with no specific name. The record is from RefSeq and is a predicted model, not a curated record. Lineage: Eukaryota; Viridiplantae; Chlorophyta; Mamiellophyceae; Mamiellales; Mamiellaceae. The transcript is spliced from 2 exons. The annotation marks the transcript as partial. Gene Ontology annotation, molecular function: ATP binding; ATP hydrolysis activity.